CAAUCAUAUGAUGUGAGAGAGCUGUUGAGGGACAUCUAUAAGCAAGUGACGGGUGUUAAGUACAAUGGAGAGAAGGAGAGUGACAUAGCCGAUACGUUGCGCAAGUGUUUAAUAGGCAAAAGAUAUCUCAUUGUCUUGGAUGAUGUAUGGGAAGUAAAGGCAUGGGAUGAGUUAAGAUUAUGUUUUCCAAUCGGUAAACAAGGAAGCAGAAUCAUGUUAACAACUCGACUUGAACAUGUGGCAAUGGAAGUCGAGCACUGUACCGAUCCUUAUUCCCCUCAAUUCCUAACCACGGAAGCGAGCUGGAAAUUGUUGGAGAAAAAAGCAUUUCAAAAGGAAACUUGCCCUCCUGAAUUGCAGGAUGUUGGGGUACAAAUUGCAGAAUAUUGUAAAGGACUGCCUCUUACAGUUGUUUUGAUUGGUGGAAUUCUGGCAAAGAAAGAAAGGAAUGUCUCAGAGUGGUGUGAAGUUGCAAACAAUUUAAAGUCUCAUCUUGGAGCAGUUGAAAGUGAGAGCAACUUGGCAGUGCAGUUAAGUUACCGCUACUUACCGGAUCAUUUGAGACAUUGCCUUCUGACUAUGGGAGUAUUUAGGGAGGAUGAAAAAAUUGGAGCAUCUAAAUUGAUGUUACUCUGGAUGGCCGAAGGCCUCGUUCAAUGUAGUGAUGAGAGAGGAUUGGAGGCAGUAGCUGAAGCUUACUUGACCGAUAUAAUUUCUAGUAGCCUACUAAUGGUUUCAAAGACGACCUUUUAUGGCAAGGUGAAGUACUUGCAAAUUCAUGAUCUAGUGCGUGACUUUGUCUUAAACAAAGCUAAAGAAGAAAAGUUCAUGCAAGUUAUAGGGACACAUAACCAAUAUCAACCUUCAUAUGAUGAGGAACAUCGAGUGUGCAUUCACCUCGACCAUAAGCUUCGUCAUGAUUUGCAGAGAUUCAACAACAAAGUAGAUAGAUUCCUCACAAGCGGCUCCAAAAAAGGAACAUCUUUUGGACAAGAUCUUAAAUCGUUCUUUGUUACUAAUAACGUGGAUGAUUUUCUUGCUUAUAGAGAUUUUUGGGAUAGCGAGGCUAAUUUUCAUGGUACUGUUUCUGAAGAGUAUUUAUCUCGUUCGUAUCAUUUCUCUUCAGUUGGAGAUUUAAGACUUCUUAGAGUGUUGGAUUUCAAAGAACUGCAUUCCAGGGGAUUAUACGAAUAUAGAAGAUAUACUGCAAUCACUAGUUCACCUGAGAUACCUGGCAAUGUGUUUCGAAAAGUUUUUUUUCGAGUGGGUAUCACACAUGUGCGACCUGGAAACUUUACUGGUGGAUACUGA
This is a messenger RNA of Nicotiana attenuata, 1311 nucleotides long. RefSeq names its product putative late blight resistance protein homolog R1A-10. The record is from RefSeq and is a predicted model, not a curated record. Gene Ontology annotation, biological process: defense response to other organism. The transcript has a single exon. Bases 214 to 1311 code for a protein of 365 amino acids. Gene Ontology annotation, molecular function: ADP binding. NCBI's taxonomy places the organism in Eukaryota, Viridiplantae, Streptophyta, Magnoliopsida, Solanales, Solanaceae.